This is a messenger RNA of Lucilia sericata (common green bottle fly), 2119 nucleotides long. It is a transcript of the gene SH3PX1, whose product is annotated as sorting nexin-18. Gene Ontology annotation, molecular function: phosphatidylinositol binding; protein binding. The transcript has 3 exons. Lineage: Eukaryota; Metazoa; Arthropoda; Insecta; Diptera; Calliphoridae. The coding region runs from base 65 to 1723 and encodes 552 amino acids. Gene Ontology annotation, cellular component: plasma membrane; cytoplasmic vesicle. Gene Ontology annotation, biological process: endosomal transport; protein transport; endocytosis. The record is from RefSeq and is a predicted model, not a curated record.
UUUGUACUUUAACAACAACACCUAUUUUUAUUAGAUUUUUAGUUUCGACAAUUAUAUCAGGACAAUGUCGUCUUAUGUACGAGCUUUAUAUGAAUUUUCUGGUGAACCUGACUCAUCAGAAAUUUCUAUCAAAGUCGGAGAAAUUCUGUCAGUGACACGUACUGAUGUUGGUGAGGGUUGGUGGGAAGGAAAAAAUAGCCAGGGAGACAUUGGCCUGUUUCCUGCUGCCUAUGUUGAGGUGAUGUCUGCUGCUGAAGUUAAACAUCAACAAAGUUCAAUUGAUCAUCAAAACUCUGGUGGACGUUAUGAUGCAACUGCUGAUGAUUAUAAUAAUGAAGGCGAUGAUUGGGAAGACGACUGGGAUGACGAUAAUGAUACUUAUUCUGAAAUCGGUCCAUCAAACAAUGGUUCUAGGUUACAAACAAAUCCUCUGACACAUUCGGCCAGUAGUUACGAUAACAAAUACUUACCUGCCACUCCUGGUGAUGAUAUUUCGUUAGCGUCAGCUGCAACUGCAUCUAAUAAUACGGCAACCCUUAAAAAAUCAAGUAUGUUUGGAAAAAGCUCUGAUUCAUUCAUUCUUGGCUUAGGAAAUAAAGACAAAUUGCCGGAAAGUGAACAAGUUCAAAUUGUGCCUUUGGAUAAUUUUUACCAGUGGCAACCUAAUUAUCAAUCCUUUUCUGUUAUUGUUGCCAGCCCUAAAAAGGAAUCAAAAUUCAAAGGGAUGAAAACAUUCAUAGCAUAUCAGCUGACACCAAGUUUUAAUAAUAUUUCCGUGUCUCGGCGAUAUAAACAUUUUGAUUGGUUACAUGAGAGAUUGGUGGACAAGUUUUGCCUUAUUCCAAUUCCACCUUUACCUGAUAAGCAAAUAUCUGGUCGGUAUGAAGAACAAUUUGUUGAACAUCGACGUGUGCAGUUGCAGGAAUUUGUUGAUUGGGUUUGUCGACAUCCUGUUUUAUCUAGAUGCGAGGUUUGGCACCAUUUCUUAACGUGUAAUGAUGAAAAGGUUUGGAAAAUGGGAAAAAGAAAAGCAGAACGCGACACUUACGUAGGCAUUACUUAUUGUUGGGCUAUAUCACCUCCAGAAAAACAAUUACUACCAUCUUAUGUAGAUUCACAAAUGGAUAGUUGUUCACAGUUUAUUCAUUCCAUGGACCUGUCGGUCCGAAAUUUGUUAGCAAUUUCAAAUGACAUGACAAAACGAUAUCAGACUCAAUCAAAGAAAGAAUUUCAGCGCAUUGGUGAUGGAUUAUCUGAUUUAUCGAGGGCAAUUUCCAUUGAUGAAAGACGUGCACCUCCAUCAAGCAAUAAAUCUUUGUCAGAAAGUUUAUCAAAAAUCGGAGAUAUUUUUGCUGCAAUUGGCCAACAAUGCGGCGAACAGCCAAAAUUAGAUUGGAUACCUUUUUCGGAUAGGCUGCACAUCUACAGGGGAAUUUUAAGCAGUUUCCCUGAUAUUUUGUCGACACACAAAGGAGCUAUGCAGAAAAAAAAAGAAUGUGAACGUCUCGCUGCUGAACAAAAGAUGAGUAAUUCCCAAAUGGCUGAUGUAAACCGACGAACUGAUAUUAUUUCCUAUGCCGUUAUUGCAGAAAUGUCUCAUUUUAGAAUGGAACGUGAAACGCACUUAAAACAAACUCUCAAAUCACUUAUUGCAGAGCAGAUCAAAUUUUAUUCGAGUAUUGUUUCGAGACUACAGGAAGCUUAUUCGCAAUUUGAUGAUUGAACUAAAAAUCGCACACUAUUUUUUUUAAAGAAAUACGUUUAUGUACGUUUAAAUUCGUAUAUCCAUAUAUUUUCAUAUUCCAAUUUUUAGUAUUUACAAUUAUAAUUGUUUGCAAGAUGUAUUAUGUAAUAAAUUAUAUGUACAUUGUUAUAGGUAUGCACGUAUCUGUCUAUGUAUAUUGUAUAAGUUUAUAUCAUGUAUUUUAAAGUGUGAAAUAUAAUUAUAUAUCUAUGUAAUAUAUUUGUAUGUAUAAACUAAUCCUAAUUAAUUACGAACUUAUUUAACCGCUUAUUUAGCCACACUAGAUCAGUUUGAUUUUAGUGAAAACAAAAUUAUCAGUUUUUGUAAAAACACAAUUAUUGAUGAAAAAUAAAAUUUGUUUCCUGUAUGCCAUAA